AUGAUAAAAAGAAAAUAGAACAAAAAUAUAUUAUUACAAAAAAUUCACUUUUUAAAAGGAUAAGAACAUACAGAGACUGAAAUAAUUAUCAAAUAUGCAAACAAAGAAUUUAGUUUCAAAGCUUAUAAUCUAAAAAUGUAUUUUACUUUUGAUGAAUUUCUACAAACACUUAAAGUUCUAUCCUAGACUAACUCAAAAAUAUUUAAUUUUUAUAAUAAUCUCUAGUUAUAAAAUACAGAUGAGGAUGAAAUUUAUCAUAUUUCAUAAGCCUUGCAAUUUUAUUAAGAAAUCUUCAUUUAUUAUAAUAAUCGAAUUUUAUUAAUAGAUGAAUAUCAAAGGCUUUAGAAAUUAGAUUCAAAGUGUAAAAUUUUGAAAGAAAGGCAGAAGAUAUUACCCAUUUCCACUUUUUAUAAGAAGAAGAAUAUAUAAUUAGUUAAAUUUAAACCGUUAACCAUUAUAAAAUUAGAAUAAGAUUAUUGUAUUUUAUAUUAAACUAGAAAUGAAUAUUAUCUCAAAUUCCAUUAAUCAAAAAAAAUUUCAAAUAAACUUAAAAUAAUACCAUUAGUAGAUUAAAAAUUUGAAAAAAUCAACAAGGACAACUUUUUUGAUAUAUUCUCCAUUCAAAAUGAUUAAUUUGAAUAUUCUGACUACAUCAACAAUCUGAAUGAUAAUGUUAAAGAACUCAAAAUAGAUUGUAAAUUCAUAUCUUCUAUCAUAUUAAUUCAGAGAUUUGUACUUAAAAGAUAAUUAAAAUCAAAGUUAUCUAUAAUUUGUAAAUAAAAAAAACGUAAAAUUUUAUGGCGCAAAUCUUUAAUUUGGGAGGAUAGCGCCUUUUUACUUCUCAUUUAAUUGAAUCAAGAUACUAACAAUAAUUAAUUAAUCCAGAUUGAAGGAAAGUAAAUAGAUCACUCAUUAGGAAGAGAGGUUUAUGGAUUAUAACAAAAAUUAUUUUUAUAAUAUGAAUUGAGAGAUAUUUUAAUUACUACAAAUAAAAUGCUUUAAAAAGUUGAUUUAAUUCAUGAUGGACCGAAUUUAAGACUCAAAUCGUAAUAAUUCGAUUAAAUAUAUGGUACAAUAUUCCAAUAUGAAAAUUUUGAUUUAGAGCAAACUCUGCAUUUAAGAAUAGAAAAGUAAAAUUCUUAUAGGAACUAAUAUUUGAAAAAUAGUUUUCUUGAACACUUGUCUAAUAAUAAACCAAUAGAAAAUGGUUUUGACUUGAAAAAAAUCAAAACUCUAUUUAAAGUUGUUUACUUUUAUUAUAUGAAACACAAAUUAUUGAAUGUGAUUAAGUAUAAGUAAAAAGAUAUCAGAUCAUUUCCAAUUUAUUUUUUAACUGAUUCUGAAAUGAAAAACUUGUACGAAGUUUACUAAGAAAAUAAAAAUAUAUAGAAAUCAGAAAAUGAAGAAUAAGAAUUGCAAUAGAAAAGUCUUAUAUACUAAACAAAUUUUAAUGAAUUAGACUUUACCCACUCUGUUAUCUUUGAAGAGAAUCAAAUAGAAAAUUAUUCGUAUAGAGUAACAAUUUACAAAGAUAAAGUUUUAGUAAAAGAAUUAAAUUUACAAAUUUAAACUAUAAAUUUAUUCAACAAAUAUAUGAUCUCAAGUAUUUUUAAUAUGAGAUUUAACAAAAAGAUUAUUGAAAUCUUCCACAACAUUGAUUUUUGUCUUGUAUAAAAUUCUUUUACUUUUAAUAAUAAUUUAAUGUAGGAAAUGGUGAAAAACUUAAUGAUUUUCAAAAUUCAAAGAAGAGUUAGAUUUUUUUAAUUUAUUUAGCGUCAUCAUGUUAAAAAUUAAAAUAUUCUUUUAAGAAUCUCUUAUAUUUCGUCUUAAAAUUAAUAUUACAAAAUAAUUUUUAGAUAUAAGAAAAAUAAAAUCCGAAUUCUUUUCAAUUAAUAAUUAGCUUUACUAGACUUGGCUUAAUUAGCUAAUUCUUUCUAUUUAAAUAAAUAAUAAUAAACUAUCUAUUAGAUAUCAAGCUUUUAAGAAUUCUUAAAUAUAUAGGGAUAUAAUAAUUAAGACGAUUAUCGUUUUAAAUUUAGUAAAUUAAUUAAUUUUCUCGAAAGUAUCAUAAAGAUUAGACGUAACUCCUUAUAUUUUUCCUAAAAGUUGCCUAUAUCAUAAAAUAAAUAUAUGGCCUUUUAAAAAAAAUCCAAAACAUCACAAAAUUAUACCUCUAGAAAAAUUAUAAUUAUUCAAAGAUUUUAUAGAUAUAAAUUAGCCAAGGCCCACUUUGAAUUAAUAAAAAAAGGCUAACAAAAAAAAAAUAAAUUAAGAUAUCGAUGUAUUAGAAAAAUUGGAAGAAAAUAUUAUCUAACAUUUUGUUAUGAAUUAUCUUCAGAAAAACUUUUAGCAAAAUUAAUACAAUACAAGGAAUCUUAUUAUAAAUUUCAAAAGAGUUUAUAAUUUAAUUAAAGUAAUUUUAUAAAUUUUAAGCAUUAAAGUAAAUAUUAGUUUUUUGCUAAUUGUAUAGAUUUAGUUGAUGGAGAGAUUACAUUCAUUUUAGAAAAUUUCUAAAUUUAAAAAUCUUAAGAGGAAGUAGUUGAUAAUAAUUUUGAAUUUUAAACUUUACAAGAUUAUCCGUAUCAAAAAUAGAUAAGAUCAAGAUUAAUAAAUUCAAAGAGAGAAAGAAAUGUUUUAUAUAAUGUCGUUUAUUCUAAUAAAAAAAUUAUCAAUUCUUCUUGUGAUUCAUUUUUGAUUAACAUAAACUUAAAAUCAAUGCGAAACGUUUAUCAUUCGGAGGACAGGUAAACGUUAAUUAAACAUGUUGCAGAAACAAGCCUAGAUAGUAUCAAGUACGAAAAUAAUCAUUUAAAAGUCAAUGUAUCAAAGAUAAUUCCUGAAAAACUUAAAUUUUCUUAAAAGCCAAGAUUUUAAGCUUGUGAAAAAAUAUUAAAGCCAAAAGCUCAAGUGGAAAUUUUAUAUAAAACCACUUAAAGAUUUGAAAAUUAAAAAUAUUUAUUACAAAUUUAAUUUAUCAUUGAAUAAGCUAAAACAAUACUUCCAAUUGAAAAAGAUAAUCAUUUUGGCUUGUUUUAAUCAGAAUAUAAGAUUUUAGCUAUUAAUUUUAAAACAAAAAAGGAGAUUAGUUGGAAUAUCAGUUUUGAAAAUGCUAUAAGUUUGACUUAAAAAACAAAAAAAGAUGAAAUCACUCUUGCAAUCAUAUAAAACCUCUCUUUAUUAAAUGAUAGAUUUUUAUUUGUAACAAACAAGCCAGAGUUUAAAUUUUAAAAUGUUAUUAUUAUAAAAUUAAGUUUUAUACAGACAAUUUAAAAAGUAUGUAGAACUAGAAAAUUCGAUAAGAAUUAUUAAUAAUAUAAAUUAAUCAAAAAAGUAAAAUCUUAAACUCUUCUUCACACUGUAUUUUAAGAUUAUAUCAUAAUAUUUUAAACAAGAGGUGAAAUAAAUUAUAAUGAGUCGAUAUGGCUAUUUUUAUGGGACUUGAAAAAUUUUAGUUAGAAAAAAAUAGAAGUUUAAUUAAAAAAAGUAUGAUAUCAAUUUCAAAUAUAGUAUUUACAUUUUUGGAACAUAAGUUCUCGGGCUUUUGCUAAAGCACUUUUACAUUUAGUAAUAAUUACAAAUGAAAGAAUAUUCUUUAAAAAAUUUAAUGAAUUAGAAUUUUAAAAUAAAUUUGAGAGAUAUUUAUAUUGA
This is a messenger RNA of Paramecium sonneborni, 3648 nucleotides long. NCBI's taxonomy places the organism in Eukaryota, Ciliophora, Oligohymenophorea, Peniculida, Parameciidae. The record is from the annotation of a GenBank genome assembly.